Messenger RNA from Penicillium lagena, 1767 nucleotides. Its product is annotated as arylsulfotransferase family protein. The transcript has 2 exons. Bases 1 to 1767 code for a protein of 588 amino acids. NCBI's taxonomy places the organism in Eukaryota, Fungi, Ascomycota, Eurotiomycetes, Eurotiales, Aspergillaceae. The record is from RefSeq and is a predicted model, not a curated record.
AUGCACUUGUUGCAUGCUAUAUGCCGUCGACUGCUCGACCAGAAACUAGCCGUUGCUUCGCUGCUGUUCGCGUUCAUCACCGCCAUUGUUUCGCUGAGGUUCCUGAUUAUCCCGAACCUGCAACGAUUAAAUCUUCGGGUAGGAGCCAGUUUUUACGACUAUGGGUUUUACGGUUUAUAUCCGAGUCGCCGAUAUGUCACUUUUGAUUACGAGUCUCCGGCCGUGAAUUUUGUUCAAUGGGAUUCGCAAUGCAGCGAUGCAUACACCUUUAUCGCUCCCCACGGAGGUGUGGUUGAAUACUCCGCGCCAAUGAUUCUUGAUUCCCGCGGCAACUUGGUAUGGAUGAAGCCCUUGUUUGAUACACCAGAAGACUUUCGGGUUCAAGAAUACCUUGGCGAGAAGUAUUUAACAUAUUGGCAUGGAGGAUACUCUAGUGGGCAUGGUCAGGGCUCUUGGUCUCUACUCGAUUCAUCUUAUUCUCAUCGAUUUGAAGUGAAGCCGGUCGGUAAUUUGGAUGGCGAUCUGCACGACUUCCAGAUAACUGAGAAUGGCACUGCCUUGGUUACUAUAUACGAUGUCAAACCUCACGACCUCACCGAGUCUGGAGGAGCCAAGCAUGGAUAUAUUUACGACAGCAUCUUCCAGGAGAUUGAUAUUGCCACUGGAAGCCUCAAUUUUGAGUGGCGCUGUUCACAGCAUAUACCUCUCAAUGCCUCAUACGCGGGCCUGAAAGGGAGAGGAUGGAAACGUGAGGACCCGUAUGAUGCCUAUCAUAUCAACAGCAUCGACAAAGAUCCCUCAGGAAAUUAUCUCAUUUCUGCACGACAUCUACACGCUAUUCUCAGUAUUGACGGUAAGACCGGCGAGAUUUUAUGGAUUCUAGGCGGGAAACAGAAUGAAUUUGAAGAUGCCUCGGAGGGCAGAGCUACUAACUUUGCCUGGCAACAUGAUGCACGGUGGCGGAGCGAUGAUACCAUCACGCUUCUUGAUAACACCGCAGAGUGGUUUUUCGACCCGCCAACAGAAAGCCGUGGAUUGGCUAUUGUAAUUGACAUCCCGAAUCGAGUGGCCCGAGUUCAAGGGGAAUACUUCCACCCUGGCAGCAUCAGAACUACAUCUCAGGGGAAUAUGCAAGACUUGCCUGGGUCUAGGAACGUCUUUGUUGGCUGGGGUCACUGUGCGGCGUAUACUGAAUUUUCACCGGAUGGACGUGUUUUGUGCGAUGCACAUUUUGGACCAUCUACUUGGUUUACACUCGGAAAUGUUGUCUCGUACCGCUCCACGAAAAGCAGUUGGGUUGGAAAACCAAAUACAAACCCCGCUGCUGUUUUGAUUCGCUCAUCUGUGUUUGUGAGUUGGAAUGGGGCAACGGAGGUUGUCGCUUGGAGAAUUGAACAAUGGGAUGGCGUUGAUAUGGAUGACAUGCAUUUUGAGCCGCUCAAGGUCGUGAAGAAAGAAGGAUUCGAAACCAAAAUUGACCUUCCUCAGGGCGUCGCGCAUGUUUAUUUCCGGAUUGUCGCGUUGAACGGCCAAAACGAGAUUCUUGGCAUGACUGGGGUGAUGGGCGAACAACUAGAUUGGAAUUUCCGGGAUUUCGUCCGCAGUUACUCUGUCGGCGUGUUCUCUUCUGGCGUCGUGAUUUCCUUCGUUAUGAUCGGGUGCUGUCUGCUUCAAGGUGUUUUCUGGACAUGGAGAGUGCAUAGAAGUCGGCCACUUUCCCGACCAGGCGGUUAUCGAGCUGUUCCACUUGGCAGUGUACCUGAAUGA